GCCCGUGCUUCAUAAAUUCAGUGAUGCGCACAUGCCUCCUCAACGCGCAGAAAGGGCCGGCCUAACCGGAAAGCGUCGUCUCGGGCUGGUCUCGAGAAACAGGCCGUUGACGUGGCCGCCUUCAACAACUUGCAUAUCAACCAAGCCCAGACAAGCAAACUCAAUCCAACCCCACCCAAAACCAAAGCGGAAGCAAGUCAUCCGCAAUGUCUACAAACGUUGUCGCAACCUCCGACGUCUCGCUCGGCGACUUGGAGUGGGUCCAGGACCCGAGCUACGCCACUGAGGCAAACACCUUCUAUAUUCAUGCCGACGACGGUGCUUUUGCGAUCGUUCAGAUCGCAUACUCAACGAUGAGUUGGAGUCCCUCAGUCCAAGUAUCAGCAGCCUACCACGGCGCCGACGGCUUCAAGAAGCGCCACACAGCCACCCUCUCCGGCGGCUCCUUCAAACCCACCGACGACAAACUCUCCGUGCAAUGCGAGAACAUCAAAGUCACCUUCGACGCCGAGAGAAAGGCAUACAAGGUCUCCCUGCACGCCGCGCCCGCUUUCAUGGCCGACUUUGAGUUUGUCGCCGUCGAUGGAUUUAGCCAGGUCAACGGUGGGAAGCACCCUUUCAAGGCGGCUGACCCUGCCGCGGGUUACGUGCAGGCCCAGUUCAUUCCCAAGGCGAAGGUGACGGGACACAUCACUACUGAUGGAAAGCUGCAUGACAUUUCUGGAUCGGGAUUGUUUGUCAAGGCGAUCCAGAAGGUGCCGCAGUGUGUCGCGCGGUGGAGUUUCGUUGACUUCCAAAAUGAGAAGGACGCCUUGCUCAUGUACCAGUUCGAAAUGCCCGACGGCUACGACUACGACUUCCGCGUCCGCUCCGAAGGCUACAUCGUGCUCAACAACAAAACAAUCGCCGUCACCCUCGACAACUUCACAAAGAUCCUAAACACCUCCCACGACCCCUUCUCCGGCUACGAAAUCCCCUCCGCCGCCGAAUACAAAUGGUCCGGUCUCGCCAAGGACGGCCGCGCGAUCCACAUCGAUAUGAAGGUGCCCCUGAACAGACUGUUGGAUAAAAUCGACCUCCUGGGCGAACUGCCGUACCUCAUAAGGAAGUUUAUUCAGACGUUCUUGACUGCGCCGUUUGUGUACCAGUGGUUUGAGGAGGCGACGGCGAAUGUGACAAUAGGAGAGGAGAAGCUGACGUUGAAGGGACGGGUAUUCCAUGAGAAUGCCUUCUUGGCGGCUUUGCCCAACUAGGUCACUCAAGGGGGAAUGCGUUAGAAGCUCAAAAAACGGGGCAAACCUGCCGCCUGUAAACAUAUCCUCGUCUGUCCCACUGCCUUCGUACACACAACACGGAAUUUUUGCUCCCCUGCCCCUUUUUGUCACAUAGAGAACUCUGCCUCUUGUCAUUACUCUCUCCAUCCCUUAUUGUUUGCUUCGAAUAUAUGAAUUCGCUCAUCCCU
Molecule: messenger RNA, 1462 nt
Organism: Fimicolochytrium jonesii
Lineage: Eukaryota; Fungi; Chytridiomycota; Chytridiomycetes; Spizellomycetales; Powellomycetaceae
Product: oxidative stress survival, Svf1-like protein
Exons: 4
Coding region: 207-1253 (348 amino acids)
Biological process (GO): response to oxidative stress
Cellular component (GO): cytoplasm
Source: RefSeq, a predicted model, not a curated record